UCGCCGUCGCUCCGGUCGUAUCUCCCUGUCGGAACCAUUACCGGAUCCUCCUCUUUCCCACGGGAGAUCGAAAAAAACCCAAAUCGAAAGUUCGACACUUUUUUUUUCCAAUUUUGCAAACCAUGCGGUGCAAGAGAUGCAACGGCACCGACUUCCAACGCGACGACGACACAGGGAACUCCUUCUGCUGCAGAUGCGGGACGUUACAAGAGUACGACAACUACGAGGCCCAGCUUGGCGGGGUAAGAGGACCACAAGGCACGUAUAUCCGAGUGGGCACCACGGGCACAGGCUCCACCCUCGCCUACAGAGAGAAGAAGAUCUACGAAGCCGGUAACUUGAUCGAGGACAUCGCGGAGAGGUUGCAGCUCGGCGAGAAAUCCGAGGAGAUCAAGCGUAUGAUCGGGAAGAUCACCGACGGGGAGUUCGGGAAAGGCGAGUGGUUCUCUCUUCUGAUCGGCGCGUGUUGCUACGCGCUGGUGAGGAGAGAAGGGAGGGGAGGUGUUUUGACGAUGGAUGAGAUCUCUGGUGUUGUUGGGUGUGAUUUGCAUCAGCUGGGGAGUAUGUGUAAGCGUGUUGUGGAGUAUUUAGGGUUGGAGUUGGAGGAGAUUGAUCUGGUGGGGUUGUUUGUGAAGACGGCGAGAGGUUCGCCGAGGUUGGGUGGUGUUGAUGGUAAGAAGAAGGAGAGGGUGAUGAAGCAAGGGGGGUUUCUGAUGAACUGUUCGUUGAAGUGGUUUUUGUCUACGGGGAGGAGACCGAUGCCUUUGGUUGUUGCGGUUUUGGGGCUUGUCUGUCAGGUGAAUGGGGUGAAGGUUGGGAUUGAUGAUUUGGCUAGAGACGCUGAGGUUUCGUUGUGUACUUGUAAGAUGAGGUAUAAGGAGCUGUUGGAGAAGCUUGUGAAGGUUGCGAAAGAGAUUGGUUUGCCUUGGGCGGGAGAUGUUACUGUGAAGAAUGUUGUGAAACAUUCAGGGACUUUGAUUGGUUUGAUGGAAGCUAAGUCUAUGAGAAAGAAGAGGGAAGGGAAAGGAGAUGAGAUGGUUAUAAGCGAUGGGGUUUGUUUGGAGGAUAUAGUGAGAGAUUGUUUAAGCAAAGAAGCUAUGUAUUGUUAUGAUGAUGGUGAAGGUCAAAGGAGCUCGUUUCUUCAGAUGGUUUCGUGUGAAGAUUGGUGGAAAGGGAAGUCGAAGAUGAGUCAGAGACUUACACUCAAGGAAGUAUUGGAGAAAGAUGUAGGGCUUGAUGAUGAUUUGCCUAUUUCUUACGUGAAGGGUUGUGAUGCGGUGGAAAGAAGAAGAGAGAAGAUUAAGGCGGCUAAGUUAAGGAUUGAUGCGAUACAAGAUCCUUGUGAUGAUGACAAAGUUAGUGGAAGUGAUGAGUUGUCUCUGGAGCUUGUUGAAGAUAGCAAGAAGAAGAAAAGGAAGAGAGGGUGUGAGAUUGAUUGGGAGGAUUUGGUAAUACAGACUCUGGUCUUACACGAUGUGAAGGACGAAGAAAUAGAGAAAGGGCAUUACAAUGCUUUACUAGCUUUGCAUGUUUUCAAUUGUAAUAAUAACUAGAUCAUUGACCCGCGCUUCGGAAGCGCGGGAUAUUUAUGAUUCAAAAUUCUAUUAAUAAUAUUACAAAUAUUUUGUUAA
Raphanus sativus (radish) is the source of this 1631-nucleotide messenger RNA. Its product is annotated as plant-specific TFIIB-related protein PTF2-like. Gene Ontology annotation, cellular component: transcription preinitiation complex; transcription factor TFIIIB complex; nucleus. Gene Ontology annotation, biological process: DNA-templated transcription initiation; transcription preinitiation complex assembly; transcription by RNA polymerase III. NCBI's taxonomy places the organism in Eukaryota, Viridiplantae, Streptophyta, Magnoliopsida, Brassicales, Brassicaceae. Bases 123 to 1553 code for a protein of 476 amino acids. The transcript has a single exon. The record is from RefSeq and is a predicted model, not a curated record. Gene Ontology annotation, molecular function: RNA polymerase III general transcription initiation factor activity; RNA polymerase III type 3 promoter sequence-specific DNA binding.